Colias croceus (clouded yellow) is the source of this 1258-nucleotide messenger RNA. RefSeq names its product protein ILRUN. NCBI's taxonomy places the organism in Eukaryota, Metazoa, Arthropoda, Insecta, Lepidoptera, Pieridae. The record is from RefSeq and is a predicted model, not a curated record. Gene Ontology annotation, molecular function: protein binding. The transcript has 6 exons. Bases 256 to 903 code for a protein of 215 amino acids.
CAGCUGGUCCACUGUCUGUGUGAUUUGUUAAAAUUUCAAUCGUAAUUUUGAUGUUAGUCGGUCAUUGUAUAUUUUUUUGUAAAUAAUGCGAUUUGUGUAUACAUAACUUAAUUUAAAUCACUGAAAGUAAAUAGAUUGAUUAAAUGGUGAAUAUUGGCGUUUGCUUGGUCAGCUGACGAAUAUAAACAAAGGAAUGUCAAAAGUGCAAUUAUUGUGAGUCGUAUUGAUGCAAUAAACUAUCUGAAAAGAAAAACAAUGGAUGUGGACGGUUCUGCCAUUCCCGGGGAGAUAGAUCAAAAUCUCUUGUUGCAAUUUAGUUGCAUGAACACCACAGAUAGAGAUGAACUUAUAAACCAAAUGCAAAGACUUCUAGGACCUAGUUUAAAUUAUAACACUGCAAGUUUUUUUCUAGAUAUGAGUAAUUGGAACUUACAAGCAGCAAUAUGUUGUUAUUUAGAUUAUAGUCUACCACCCAAACUUCCAUCCAUGUCUCUUAAAGCAGCUCAAACACAGGAGUCGGCAGUUGGUCCCGGAUCUUGUUUUGAACAGAAUUGGAGUAUAGCAAAUACAGGCACAGAAGGAUGGCCAGGGAGUUGUAGGUUGAUUCAGGCUGGAGGUGAACCUUUGGGAGCCACUCCUGUGUACGUACCACCUUUACCACCUGGACAUACAACUACAAUAACUAUGAAACUUGUAGCACCCAGCUCCCCCGGAACUUUUAGAGGCUAUUUCCACUUAGUUACAGAAAAAGGAGAACAAAUAGGAGAUACAUUAUGGGUAGAAAUAAAAGUAGAAUCUGAGGAAACUAUGGCAUUAGCCGAACAAAUGGCUGCAUUGCCUAUACCAAGUAGUAGGCUAGAAGAACAAUCACAGGUACCAUCACAGGACGAUCAAAUGUGUUGAUAAUAAGAAAGUAGAUUUCCAUUGAUACCAUUUAUUUAUCAAAGUCAAUUACAAUAUCCAUGAAAUUAACACAAUUUUUUUUGUACAAAAUAUUUCUGUUGCAGUCUUUGUUCUACUAUAUUCAUCAUGUUAAGAAAUUAAUGUACAAACAGUAAAUACAUAAGGAUGUUGUCUAGAUUGUAAGAUAACAAAUGUUUAUUAUAGAUUUGUUAUAUUAUGAAUUUAACAUUUUGAAUAAAUGCAAUGUAUUGACAAAAUGACAUCACUUAUUUUUAAGAAUGAAUUGCCAUUUAAUUAGUUAUGGGCGUUUUUUAAUAUCAUAAAUGUAAUUUUAAUAAAGCAAAUUAUGAAAUGA